GCACUCCCAGAUCGUGGUCCUGCGGGGAUAGAAGGAAUCACACACCCCACCAACUCGCCGGCAGAGGCGGGGAUUCAAACAGAGCAUAGCAGCUGAAAGCAGCUGAACCCAGAGAUUUUUAUUUUUCUUCCCGAGAUUGUUGGUGUUGGAGAAAACGCGUUAAUCGCAUAUGUCUGCAUGUGUGCGUGUGUUGGGGUGCGUGCGUGUGCGAGAAAGAGCGUGUGCUGGUGUCUGUGUGUGCGUGUGAUUCCCCUCCUCAGCGCACAGGCGCCCUGUACUCCAGUCUGCUGACACACCGAGAGGACAGUCCGCUCUGCACCUCCGAGUCACCGGACUAUAUGUGGAUACAAAGGCCGAUAAACGCAGAUCCAGGGGAAUAGUUCAGUGAGAACAGCAGCCCGAGACCUCUUUCAUGAAAACGGAUCAGAACUGAAAGACAUCGGCGAGCCAGAGAACGAGUCGUGGCCUUCGCUCGCCCACGUGACCAGCGAAUGAGCCUUGUUCAUGCGUCUCCCUGCGUGCCACUCCCACAUCGUCAUGAACUGUGAGCAGGACUUCGGAGACGGGGGCUUGGGAGUGACCCUCACACUACGACUGCUCAUGCACGGAAAGGAAGUAGGCAGCAUCAUAGGAAAGAAAGGAGAGACCGUGAAGCGAAUACGAGAGGAGAGCUGUGCGCGUGUCAACAUCUCAGAGGGUUCCUGUCCGGAGAGGAUCAUCACCAUCACCGGCUCCACGGAGAGCGUUUUCAGAGCUUUCACCAUGAUCACGUACAAACUGGAGGAGGACCUGAAUGCACUGGUGGCCAAUGGCACCAUAAGCUCCAAGCCACCAGUCACUCUUCGGUUGGUCAUCCCUGCCAGCCAGUGCGGCUCACUCAUUGGGAAGGGAGGCGCAAAGAUAAAGGAGAUCAGAGAGAGCACAGGCGCUCAGAUACAGGUGGCAGGGGAUUUGCUGCCCAACUCUACUGAGCGAGGGGUUACGAUAUCUGGGAAUCAGGACUCAGUAAUCCAGUGCGUCAAGCUCAUCUGCACAGUAAUCCUGGAGUCUCCACCUAAAGGUGCCACCAUCCCCUACCGACCGAGUCCCUCACCAGCUGCUCUCCUUAUUGCAGGGAACCAGGUUUUCGACGCCUCAGAAUUCGCCCCCCACCCUCUCUAUUCAGUCACCCAGGGUGGUCUGGACCUCCAACAGGCCUACACCUUGCAAAAUCAAUAUGGCAUUCCACAUUCAGAGCUGGCCAAGCUGCACCAGCUGUCCAUGCAGCAAGGCCUGAGUCCCAUUGCCCAGCCUGCCUCGACAAUCAUGCCUGGUUUGGACUCAAACUCUCAAACAUCUCAGGAGCUUCUUAUUCCCAAUGAUCUGAUUGGCUCAAUCAUCGGCCGUCAAGGAACCAAAAUCAACGAGAUCCGGCAGGUGUCAGGAGCUCAGAUUAAAAUUGGCAGCCAGCUGGAUGGAACAAGCGACCGCCAUGUCACCAUCACAGGAACACCAGUCAGCAUCAACCUGGCCCAGUACCUCAUUACCUCCUGCUUAGAGACAGCGAAAUCCACAGCCCAAGCAGCCACCAUGGCCUCUCCAGUUGACCUCAACAUGGCCUUCACCCAGCCCACCUCCCCCACCGCCUCUCCUGCACCCACUCUGGCCGCUGUCAGCACGCUGACCCCCACUCACAUGCUUGGCACCCCAUACGGUGCCGUGCCGCUCUCUGGCCUCCUGGGGAUGAAAUCCGUCCCCUUUCUGACUCUGUCUGGCCCCGCCCCCACUGUGGCCGCCACCGCGGCACCCACUCACACCACCCUUGCCGCCUACACCGCCAAGAUCUCCUCAGCAAACUGCAUCAAAAAGCCAGAGAGACAGAAGUUUGCUCCUUACUGACAAGAGUCGGCUGAAAGACAGCUGCAGUGCUCCUCCACAGAAAAAACGCCUGAUGUAGCCAUAUCCACCUGAAGAGAUCCUCCGGAUUUUAACUCCAUGAUGCAGCAAUGGAGAGCAUUGGAGGAUGCCAUUAAAGGUUUAUUUACAAUUAUAAUUUGUCAUUUUUCCGUGAAUUUAUGGACUGGUUUCAUCAUUGCCUCAUUAGUGUUAUUGAUCAUUUUGGGGAAAAGAAAAAAAAAAAAAAACUCACCACAAGGACACGUGUUUAAAAGGUUUACAUGUGCACCUCAAGUAAAAAAUAUCAGCAAAGUAUUUAUCCUUCAAUAAAUUUGUAAAUUGUAAUCAGAAUCAAAUUACUGUCUACUGUUUGAUGCUUUUAUACAAUGUCUGUUUGCCUCCAGAGGUUUUUAAAAAAAAUUGUAAAUGUCCCAGGGUGUCUUUUUUUAUAUAUAUAAUUUCUGCUCUGGUACUGUACUUUACUUCGGUGUUAUGUCUGUUUUGUUGGAUUUCACUUUGAACGUAAAACUUGGCUAAUCUUUAUUUAUUAGUAUUGUUUCAUUUAUUAAAAGUCUUUUUUUUCUGAUA
Molecule: messenger RNA, 2463 nt
Organism: Xiphophorus maculatus (southern platyfish)
Lineage: Eukaryota; Metazoa; Chordata; Actinopteri; Cyprinodontiformes; Poeciliidae
Product: poly(rC)-binding protein 4-like
Exons: 14
Coding region: 505-1878 (457 amino acids)
Biological process (GO): negative regulation of mRNA splicing, via spliceosome
Cellular component (GO): cytoplasm; nucleus
Molecular function (GO): mRNA binding
Source: RefSeq, a predicted model, not a curated record